CCUCCCAAACACAAAUCAUUUGAUCUCCUCCCUCCUCCUCCUCCUCCUCCUCCUCCUCCUCCUCCUCCUCCUCUCGCCCUCCCUCCAAAAACACCACUUCUUGAACUCCAUUUCCUCACCGAAGCUUCUUCCAUACUCCCAAACAAAAUGUGAUUGGAUCAACUCCAUCCUCCUUCCUCCCUCUCCCUCUUCCUCUUCCUCAAGACCGCCAUUCUUGAACUCCUUCCUCCCUCUCCCUCUUCCUCUUCCUCAAGACCGCCAUUCUUGAACUCCUUCCUCGAUCAAACUUCAACAUGUACAAGUUGCACUUCGUCGUCGGCGUUAUUCUUGGCGUCAUGGUUACAUUGACCGUCGAUUACCUCCAGUUCCAAGAGGUGCGUCCUAGUCUCGGCGUGGCUUACGAAUCAUCAACCACCGCCUCCUUUCCUCCGCUGCUGCCUCCAUUGGUUCCACCUCCGGCAGUAAUCGGAGCUGCUGUGCAGAGGCUCGAGUUUGGAGCAGUGAGGCUGCACUUGGACGACCUCCGCCCACGCCUACUUGAGGAGUUCGCCGAUCGUAAGAUCACUGUUCUCGUGAUUCUUCCGAAUCGCCUUCUAUCGAGGUUGGCCGCCAACUCAUCAGUUGCGGUGGAGAUCCUACGACCUAUCCUUUCAGCCGAACACUCCGUCUCCACCAUCUCUGUUGGCGACGAACCGCCGAUCUCUCUGUUCCCGGCGGUGUUGCCUGCUCUACAUAACGUCGAGAAAGCUCUUCGAAUCCUCAAUGUUCAAGCCUCUCUCUCAGUCACACUCGGUUUCGGCGAUCUCCUCCAUCCUCCGCCAAUCCUUUCGCAGCUCCUCUAUUUCUUGAGCGAAAGGAGUUCGGUACUGCUUGUGAAGAUGGAUGUCUACGGCUAUUUCAAGGCCUAUCGAUAUCCGUUGAGAUUUGCGAUCUUCCAAAAUAACGAGACACAUUCCUUCAAUCCGGAACAUCCUCUCGCCCAGCGCUACAAAUCGCUCUUUGAUCUAAUGGUCCACGGAGUCCAAGAUGUGCUCACUGUUUCAGGCUUUGACAAGCUUCCGAUCGUCGUGGCGGAAACGGGCUGGCCAACGUCCGGCGGUCAAUCGGAUGCGGAAGCUAAUCCAGCCAAUGCUCGCCUCUUCUGGAACGGCAUCGUAGCCCGCAUGGUCGCAGGAGCUGGAGUGCGGGUCAAAGUCAAACAGGUCUUCCUGUACCGCCUUCUUGAUCCGGUUUCACCGGGUCUGGGCCUGGGCUGGGGGAUGCUUUCUCCAGAUCUCAGCAGGGUGUUUGGAACUGAGAUGCCAACAGUGUGGUUUAAAACCUUUUGGGCCCUAGUGAACGGUUUCAUGGACUUUUUCCAGACUGUUCAUGACAUGUAUACAACUUCCUAGGACUAGAAACCGACAGCCUGAAUUUGUUUCGACUAAUGUAGAGAGAGUUUGAAUUUCCAAAUGUAGAGAGAGUUCACAAAUUCAGUUCUAGUUCUUCAGAGAUCUUCCUGAUCAUUUCAGUCCUUGAUAUGUGAAUUGUCAAUUUCAAAUGUAAUUGACUCAAGGAAUAAUAAUGGAGUUCUUCUACAUAACUUGCAAAAUAGUAAUUGUAGAAACUGAUACAAAAGUAUUAUCUUGAUAAAGGAAUGUGUCAAAAUCAUUUUUUUUAAAGUAUGAAUUGGGACAUACGAUUCAUCUGAGCAAAAACCAUAGUGAUUCGGGUUUUGAUCUAAGAGGGAGGAAUUCAAUUGGUUCAAUUGAACAUGCAUCGAUUGGGAAAGGUUUUGGUGAUUGCAUGAUAAUGAACUAGCUUCGAGACCGGCCUUUGGCCGACAUGAUUUAGUGUGAUUUGAUUCGACGUUUAUUUUUUAUAUGGAUCCACAUUUUGUCAAUGACUUGGUGUCACUCUAUUUGUCAAGCAAUAGGUGAUUAUUUUGACUAUUGAGUGAAAGAAGUUUGAAAGAAAAGACCAGUAUUGUCAAAAAAUUGAACUAUAUCAACUCCCUUGCCACCAAUCGUUCCAACUUCCAAUACUGGCAAUUGUUCCGAUACGGGUAUAGUUGAACAAUAUGAUAGGGCAUAAACCUACAUGAUCCAUCUUAUACGAUUUGGUCUUAAAGUUACUCGAUACAACUAUAAAAUAAGUUUAGUGACCAUUAUAAGGGUAAAAGAUAAGCACAACGUUGGAAUAGUUACUAUCUUAGAUUUUGUCAUCAUAAAAAAUAUAAAAUCUGGUACUAA
Linum trigynum is the source of this 2231-nucleotide messenger RNA. Lineage: Eukaryota; Viridiplantae; Streptophyta; Magnoliopsida; Malpighiales; Linaceae. The record is from the annotation of a GenBank genome assembly.